AUCUGUACUGGAAUCCAAACCUUUAAAAGCUGAUUCAUUUCCCAAAGAAUCUGUAAACCUAAUGGCCACAUCAAACACAGAUUUAGUGGCUCAGGAGAGGAGUGGACACACCGCGGUCAUUUCUGGGAACGGUUUGUUUGUUUGGGGAGGUUAUGUGUCUGUCGCUGAUGAUGAGGUGUUCCUCCCGAACGAUGAGAUCUGGCUCUAUGACCUGGACGCUGGUUUAUGGAAGAGGUGUGGCACGUGUGGCGAGCUUCCUCCGUCCAUGUCCGGCUCGUGCGGCUGCAUUCUGAAUGGACACAUGUACAUAUUCGGAGGAUGCGGUGAUGACGGGCAGACCAACGAGCACUACUCAGUCCAUCUCCACGACGGUAGGUAUUCAUGGAGGAGGUUAAAUCGCUGCUCAGGGUCCCGCCCAUCCCCCCGAGAUAAGCUUUCCUGCUGGGUUCACAGAGGAAGGAUCGUUUACUUUGGUGGAUACGGUCACAAAUUGCUCGGUGAAAUCACAGACUCCAGGACCUUCAUCGUGGACGAGUCUUCCUGGGCUGAAGACGUAUUUUGGGGAUGGAAUAAUGAAGUUCACGUGUUUGAUCCGGAAACAAACAGCUGGAAUGAGCCACACACGUUGGGGCAGACCCCUGCGCCGCGGGCUGCCCACGCCAGCGCCACUAUCGGCAACAAAGGGUUCGUAUGUGGUGGACGAAUAAAGGAGACAAGAACAUGUGAUAUUCAUUGUCUGGAUCUGGACACGUGGACUUGGUCUGAAAUCGUACCUUCCAGCACACUCCCCUUGGGCCGCUCAUGGCAUACGAUAAACGCCGUGUCCGACUCCUCGCUCUUUCUGUUUGGUGGACUCAGUGUGGACUGCCGACCCAUGAGUGAUGGUUGGAUAUUUGAUCUGAAGACAAACACAUGGACAGAGAUAAAGCAUUCAAACAUGGACAAACCACGGCUGUGGCACACUGCUUGUGUGGGACGGGAUUCUGAUGUUAUCGUGUUCGGCGGAAGUCAUGAUUACAUCCUUCUGUUAGAUUCUGGCCAUUGCAAUGAUGCUCUAGUUUUCCAGACCCAGCCAUACUCUCUAAUACGGUUAUGUGUGGACUUCAUUGCGAGCCAUGCCAAAACGUUUCAGAGCCUCAUUUCAUGUUUACCACCCAAACUGAGAUGACCUGUGGAGCAAAGGACAACAUUCUUCAGGCCAAGAGAUUCACACAAAGUCAUUAAAACUAUGGAGUAAAAUAUCUACAAGCUCAGUAUCUUGUGAUAAUGCAAAAACAAGCACAAUAUGUCAAUGGUGCCACGUGACUGAUUUAUGUAUUUAUUUAUUUGUACCAUUUUGUAAUGUAAGGUAGAGUGGUCUAGAUAAUUGUGAAAGACAGAUUCAGGACCACUUAAAAGCAGCAGGAGCAACAGUUACUUAGGAUGCUCUCAAUGGUUCCUCGAUGCUGGAACAAAAUUGAAACGGAAAUAUAUUUAAAAACUAUUAUAUAGCAAACAUUGUAAAAACGUUUUACUAUCGUACCAAUAAGUAACUUUAUAAAAAUACAUUUAAGCAGUUGUUUAAAAUAAUGAUCUUAUUACACACAAGUAUUUUAGAAUAUUAAAUUAAAUGAAACUUGAAUGUAACUAAAGUAUACUUCAUGUUAGUGUAUUAAUUAAAAGUAUACUAUUUAAUCAUUUUUAAAAAAUAUGAUAAAAGUUUACCUGCUAUGAUUUGAUUCAAGUGAUUAAAGUUUGACAUUUAUACAUUUUAACACGUUUGAAAUAAGUACAGGCAUUUGCUAGUUUAUUUAUAGUACACUAUAUACUGUAAGUCUCAGUUUAUUUUGAAGUCCAUUCUUUUCCACUAGGGUUGUGUAGUAUAUUAGUAUAUUAGAAGGUGGCAGUAUGACUAUGUAAGAUAAUGACGGUAGAAUAAUAAGAGAAUGCGCAUGUAACGGGUUGGAAGCAUGAAUGUGUGUGUAUGUUGCGAAUAAAUGUGCAUAGUUAAACGGAUCCUCACUACAAUGUGGGCUUUAGACUUGUGUGUGCACCGUGUGCAGUAGAUUAACUAAACAAGAGACAUUACAGCUGAUAGUUAAUAACCAAACUCAACAGCACCGGUGUUACGGAGAAUUCAGUUCCCCCUGUUUCCCCUUUAACGCGCAUGUGCAAAAAUCAUGACGUUUUUUUCAGUCGCUUCGUUGAGCGUCGGUUUAUUUGGAAUAUGUGUUUAUAGCGGUAUGUUCUUUUCACAUUUCAUGUUGUAUGUUAGGUAGUUUGUGAUUAAAUACAUACUUUAAAGUACUGAGUGAA
This is a messenger RNA of Trichomycterus rosablanca, 2295 nucleotides long. RefSeq names its product kelch domain-containing protein 1. The record is from RefSeq and is a predicted model, not a curated record. The coding region runs from base 62 to 1168 and encodes 368 amino acids. Gene Ontology annotation, molecular function: protein binding. The transcript is spliced from 13 exons. Lineage: Eukaryota; Metazoa; Chordata; Actinopteri; Siluriformes; Trichomycteridae.